GAUAUUAAUGAUAGUUUAAUGUUAGAGAACUCUUUCCCAAAUAAUUUCGAUUUGACCAGUGAUAACUCGAACAACAAUGAUGAUUACAUGAAUAUCAACUUUUCAAAUGAUGUUGACGAUAAUUCAAAUGAUGAAGGUUCUA
Molecule: messenger RNA, 142 nt
Organism: Funneliformis caledonium
Lineage: Eukaryota; Fungi; Glomeromycota; Glomeromycetes; Glomerales; Glomeraceae
Source: the annotation of a GenBank genome assembly